Molecule: messenger RNA, 594 nt
Organism: Telopea speciosissima
Lineage: Eukaryota; Viridiplantae; Streptophyta; Magnoliopsida; Proteales; Proteaceae
Exons: 3
Coding region: 1-594 (197 amino acids)
Source: RefSeq, a predicted model, not a curated record
AUGACUCCAUUCAAGGCUCUGUAUGGCAAGACAUGUCGUACUCUGCUGUACUGGGAUGAAGUUGGAGAGCGACGUAUUUUGGGCCCUGAACUGAUCCAGAAGACCUGUGAGAAGGUGGACCUAAUAAGAGAGAAGAUCAAGGCUGCACAGUCCAAGCAGAAGAGCUAUGCAGAUAGAAGAAGAUUUGGGAAGAGAGGAAAGUUGAAUCCCAGAUACAUCGGCCCGUUCGAGAUCCUAGCUAGAGUUGGUGCAGUGACCUAUCAGCUUGCACUGCCCCCAUCACUUGCCGAUGUACACGAUGUAUUCCAUGUCUCUAUGUUGAGACAAUACAUCCUUGACUCAUCACAUCUGCUGCUACAGCAACCAGCCGAGCUCAUUGCCGAUCUGAUCUAUGAAGAGGUGCCAGAAGAGAUUAUUGAUGUGAAAAAGUACAAUCUGAGAAAUCGAACUAUCUUUUUUGUGAAAGUCAGGUGGAGUAAUCACUCUGCAGCUGAGGCAUCUUGGGAAAGAGAAGACUUGAUGAGAGAGAGAUACCCUUACCUCUUCGAUCUCCCAGGUUCCAGCUCUGAGUCUAUGGUGGCAUCGAUGCUAUAG